Molecule: messenger RNA, 1182 nt
Organism: Cuscuta epithymum
Lineage: Eukaryota; Viridiplantae; Streptophyta; Magnoliopsida; Solanales; Convolvulaceae
Source: the annotation of a GenBank genome assembly
CCGAUAUCUUCAUAUCUCGCAUAUGUGCCUGUUUCGGAGAGGGUAAGAGAGGUCGGGCGAAGAUGGUGUCGUUGAAGUUGCAGAAGCGGCUCGCCGCAAGCGUGCUCAAGUGCGGAAGAGGAAAGGUCUGGCUUGAUCCCAAUGAAGUCAAUGAAAUCUCCAUGGCUAACUCCCGUCAAAACAUCCGGAAGUUGGUGAAGGAUGGGUUUAUCAUCAGGAAGCCAACUAAGAUCCACUCCAGGUCUCGUGCCCGCCGAAUGAAGGAAGCCAAGAGAAAGGGUCGCCAUUCUGGAUAUGGUAAACGUAAGGGUACUAGGGAGGCUAGGUUGCCCACUAAAAUUCUUUGGAUGAGGAGGAUGAGAGUGCUUAGGCGUUUACUUCGCAAGUACAGAGAGGCUAAGAAGAUUGACAAACACAUGUACCAUGAUAUGUACAUGAAAGUUAAGGGAAAUGUCUUCAAAAACAAGCGUGUGCUGAUGGAAAGCAUCCACAAAUCAAAGGCAGAGAAAGCUAGAGAGAAGACAUUGUCUGAUCAAUUUGAGGCCAAGAGAGCCAAGAACAAGGCUAGCCGUGAGAGAAAGUUUGCACGGCGUGAGGAACGUUUUGCUAAGGGCACUGUGGAGAAGGAAGCACCUGCUCCAGCAGCAGCAGCUCCCCAAACCCAAUCAGCCCCACAGGUAUCUAAAAAAUCAAAGAAGUGAAGCCUUGGACUUGUAUCUGUCUAGUUGGAGGCUUUACAUUAUGUUUUCUGAUCCUUGCCAUUUUUGUUGUUUUAUCAUUAUUAUUAGAAUAUUUGUGCUUUCCGAACUUGUGAAGUUUAUAACCAUGGUACUAUGUUUUUAUUCUAGCCUUUUGGUCUACUUUAUGCCUUACAAGCUUGUGGUAUAUGCUUACUGUCUUCUGAGUAGUGUUAUCACCAGACUGAGUUGGUAGUUACUACGUAUUUAAUGACAGAAAUUCAGUUGGUUUCAAAACAUUGCAAAAUGGACUUAAGUUGAUAUCAUCAGUGCAUAUUGACUCAAGGUCUUCAUGUGUAGUUUAAGAAAUGUCAUUAGGUAUUUAGGCGAUACAAAUGUAACACCAUGUAGACUUUCUUUUUUGAGUUUGAGAUAGGAAUUUUUGAGUAUUGGUUAAAAGGUGGGUUUGAGAAAGGAAUUUGCAAACUGCUAGAUUUGUUUUUGC